This is a messenger RNA of Gasterosteus aculeatus aculeatus (three-spined stickleback), 2881 nucleotides long. RefSeq names its product phosphoribosyl pyrophosphate synthetase-associated protein 2 (gene prpsap2). Lineage: Eukaryota; Metazoa; Chordata; Actinopteri; Perciformes; Gasterosteidae. Gene Ontology annotation, biological process: 5-phosphoribose 1-diphosphate biosynthetic process; purine nucleotide biosynthetic process. The record is from RefSeq and is a predicted model, not a curated record. Gene Ontology annotation, cellular component: cytoplasm; ribose phosphate diphosphokinase complex. Gene Ontology annotation, molecular function: ribose phosphate diphosphokinase activity; ATP binding; magnesium ion binding.
AAUGCACCACAGAGUCGCCCCUUCUCCGCGUCCCCGUCUCUGAUUGGCCGAGCCGCCCAUCCAUCACGGGGUCGCACGCAGUCGGACUGAGGGGUUGAAAAGGGCAGGAGCCUCGUAUAUUCAAAUACUAUCGGUUGCAGAUUGUAACCCGACAUAACACGCAAACUGCCAAAGAUCCCAAGAUGAGGUGUGAGAAUACGGAGGACGAGCUCAGCGCAGCGUGGGUGCCCAGGGAUCCACUGCCUGAGUGCGGGGAGAUCAGCAUCCAAGACCCCGUCGACAUGAACCACACCAAGGGCGGCCUGGUCAUCUUCACCGCCAACUCGCACCCCUCCAGCCGCGAGAUGGGCAAGAGGAUCUCCGAGCGGUUGGGGGUGGAGCUUGGCAAGGUGCAGGUGUACCAGGAGUCUAACAGAGAAACGCGGGUGCAGGUCCAAGAGUCGGUGCGAGGCAAAGAUGUCUUCGUGAUCCAAACGGUGUCCAAGGACGUGAACACCACCAUCAUGGAGAUGCUGAUCCUGGUGUACGCCUGCAGGACGUCCUGCGCCAGGAGCAUCACAGGCGUCCUCCCCUACUUCCCCUACAGCAAGCAGUGCAAGAUGAGGAAGAGGGGCUCCAUCGUCUCCAAACUCAUCGCCUCCAUGAUGUGUAAAGCUGGUCUCACCCACCUGAUCACCAUGGACCUCCAUCAGAAAGAGAUCCAAGGCUUCUUCAACAUCCCAGUGGACAAUCUGAGAGCGUCCCCCUUCCUGCUGCAGUACAUACAGGAAGAGAUCCCCGACUAUAGAAAUGCUGUGAUCGUGGCCAAAUCCCCAGCCUCUGCCAAAAGGGCUCAGUCGUUUGCCGAGCGGCUGCGUCUGGGCCUCGCGGUGAUCCACGGCGAGGCCCAGGACGCCGAGUCGGACCAGGUGGACGGGCGUCACUCGCCGCCCACCGUCAAGACCACCGGAGCCAUUCACCCCAGCAUGGAGAUCCCACUGUUGAUCCCCAAAGAGAAGCCGCCCAUCACCGUGGUAGGAGACGUCGGAGGACGCAUCGCCAUCAUAGUGGACGACAUCAUCGACGACGUUGACAGUUUUGUGGCGGCAGCGGAGACGCUGAAGGAACGGGGCGCCUACAAGAUCUUCGUCAUGGCAACGCACGGCAUCCUCUCCUUGGAUGCCCCCAGGUUCAUAGAAGAGUCGGCCAUCGACGAGGUGGUGGUGACCAACACGAUUCCUCACGAGCUCCAGAAGCUCCAGUGUCCGAAGAUCAAGACGGUGGACAUCAGCAUGAUCCUGUCGGAGGCCAUCCGCCGCAUCCACAACGGAGAGUCCAUGUCCUACCUGUUCCGCAACAUCGGCAUGGACGACUGAGCGCAACGCACGCACACACACACACACACACACACAGACACACACUCUCAAACACUAUUUGCCUUAUGUUUCUUUUCCAAACAUAGAGGUGAAUGUCUAACACUGAAAUCGCUACACACGCAUAAUGAAAAUAUAUCCAUGUCCUGCUCAUAUGAUGAACAUAAACACAAAGCCCGAGUGCAGCUUAAAGGGUUACUUUAGAUUUUAUUGGAGAGUUUUUUUGUGAGGUUGCACGUGGCACUCCAACAGACGUGAGUAGGAAAGCGAUGCACUGCUGUGAGGGGGGCAGUAAAGUGGAUGCUACGAUCCUAAAAUGUAUAUGCUUGAAUACAAAACGUUUACGCUCUAUUCAGAUCACAUUUACCGCCAAAUUAAUUUCUGACCAAACUGAAGCCGCUAACUACGCGGUCUUCAAAGCCACGGCCAUGCUUAUGGUGAACAGAGCGUAGAUGCUGAAGGAGUCAAGAGGUGAGACUAUUGUACACCCCGACUGACUGAUUCUUGCCCCCGGCCACAGCAGAGCAUUGCUUUAAUUCUGUACUGGGACCACGGUGUGUCUCUCCAAACCGACCGACACACCUCAUAUAAUCUUACUUAAAAAAAAAAUCAGAACCCUCCAUCAACAUAUUAGAUGACUGAAAGCAGACACACAGACCUUUGACCUCACAGGACGGCUGCCUGUCUCCCUCUGCUCAUGACAAACUAAACACACACCUCAGUCUCUUCUUUUUACUGUCCUCUUCUUUAAAAUGUUCUCUCCUCACAAAUUAAUGUCCAUCAUAAUGUAACAUUUGUUAGCAUUGAAGCCCCCCCCUGCUCCCUGGCAGUAAAUUGUCUUUCUUACUAACUGCAUUAGAAACAGUGCCUUCUACCUGACACGCUCCAAACACACAGGCCUUCACUUCUCAGACAUACAAACCUGUUUUUAUUGUAUUGAUCCAGGAAGGUGCAGUUUCCCAGCUAAUUAACCUGCGCAGGUAAUCAGAGGACACGAUUAACCCCCUUCCUGUUCAUCCAUGUGGUCCAGAAUGUGGUACUGAUGUAGUUAAGUAGACUGCUUCUAGCUGGCCGUGGUUGCCAUAGCAGAUGCUAAUGCUGCUAAUCUGGUGUCAAAUCUACUCAUUGCUAAAAUUGAACUGGAAUAUCCACAGGAAAUUAUAACUGGUCAAUUAGGCAUUCCAGACAUUGUAUUUUUUUCUUUUUUUUACGGCGUUCCAUGAGUCAUCCGUAUAACAUUGUGCCAUGAUUUUAUAUUUGUUCAUGUCACAAAUUGCCCCUCCAGCCCGACGGAUCUGGGCAGUUUUACACUCCGGUUAAGAGCUGAAGGUACUUCUUAAUUAUGAGUUAAGAUUAUACCGGAGGAGACUGAAAUUUGCUCAAACACACCCGCAGUUAAACUUUGGAGAGUAGAGAAAUCAUUUUUUUCUUCUGACGAGCAGAACUUGACUGAAGCAGGUCUUUGUCACUUUACGAGAAAUGUUUUGUAUUUAUUUUCAACAAUUAUGAAUAAAUAAUGACCAAUGAAA